CAAUAUUGGUUUGGUCUCUGGUGUGCCCUAAUCUUUUUCCGUUUCAAUUCAGCCCUCUCUAACUCUCUGUCGAUCGGCUCUUCCUUCAUUCAGCUCUCCCGAAUCCGCCGGAGCCCUCCAACUGGCGACCGGCGACUGACCGCUGUUGCAGCUUGCAGCCUUGAAGCCGCUGUCGUGCUCUCGACUACUUUCUUCUCCUCUUACGAUAACUGAGCAACUAGUAAGGUCUUCAUUUUAUUGAUUACUCGGGACUAGAAGGGGGCAAUGGAAGCUCAGAAAAAGGAAGAAGAUAAUUUAACUGCUCCUGCCAGUUCCUCUGGGUUUUUGGGUAAAUUGGAAGAGAAGUAUAAGGAACUCAAAGAGAAUGCAGAAACAUAUCCUUAUGUGUGGGGCUCAUACAUUGUUGUCUAUGGUGGUUUUGCUCUUUGGACUGGCUAUAGAUGGAGAAAGCUUCGGAAGACCGAGGAUCGAGUACGUGUGCUACAGGAGAAGCUUCGACAACGUUAUGAAGCCGAACAGUCUGCCAAACAAUCGGCCAAUUCAGUGGCAUCAGUUGAAAAAGUCUCGCAAUCUGUUAAACAGCCUCCUUCCAAUCAGUAACCAGGUUUUGAACUAGUUUCAUGUUGCUCCUUACCCCCACCCAGAAAAUAAGCUAUUGGUUGGAUAUAUAUAUAUAUAUAUAUAUAUAUAUAUCACAUGGGCAAUUGAGAAGAGUUCCAACGUGUGGAAAUUUUGGAGAAUAGUUUGAUUUUUGAUGCCUCUUUUUCUUCUGACUGGUAUUUUUGUUCAGGUAGAGCAUUUUUUGAAAUGUUGAACAUGUGAGACUUCUUAUAACUCAAUUAGAGGGGCACUUUUGAUAUUUUUUUGUAUGCUGGAAGAGAUAAUAAGUUCAAGAUCACUUAUGGAGCUCUUUUUUUAGCUCCUUUCACAGGGGAUUUCCCUUUAUCCUUUUCUUUCCAUAUUUUUCAUCACAUCAAUGAAAAAAAAGCUUGUUGGCAAAAAAGAGAGAGCUCUGUUCUAGU
Messenger RNA from Cucurbita maxima (winter squash), 1022 nucleotides. RefSeq lists its product as uncharacterized. The record is from RefSeq and is a predicted model, not a curated record. Bases 265 to 600 code for a protein of 111 amino acids. Lineage: Eukaryota; Viridiplantae; Streptophyta; Magnoliopsida; Cucurbitales; Cucurbitaceae. The transcript has 2 exons.